GAAGUUCGGCUCAAUUCAAGCAGCUUGCACCGGCAUUGGAAGAGCAGUGAUGCAUCUUGGCAAUUUAGACAGGCAAAGGAUGGCUUCAGUCAGCCACCCAUACGGCAAGAGGCAGCUUUGGUGUUGCUCAGGCAGGGUGAGGUGAGAUUAUCAUCUUGUGGCAGAUCACAUGGGGUUUUGCCGAGCAAAGGCUGCACAGGGGAGGAAAUCGGUCAGACAGAGAGGUGGUGAGACAGGAAUCAAACGAGAAGCACAGCAGGAAGCCAAGGUGACUGACUGUCUCUUUCUGUGUCAUGGUGGAGAGGAGAGCUGGGUUUCAAGAAGACAACCUUGUGGGCUGAGCACUGAAGAGAAGAGAUGGAGGCACAUCGGAAGCCCCAGGGUGGAACAGAGGACCCAUUUUUGCUGAGGUCCUACCGGUGGGAGACCGUUCUACAGAAUGGAGAGAAGAUUCCCAGACUGGAUCCUUCUCAUCACCAUGGGUCAGCAGGCAGUUGGCACAAGGUCAAGCUACAGAAAUGGAAGCGGGCACAAAGCCAUCCAGAAACUGAACUUUCUCGGUCCAGUAUCGAAAAGCUACCCCAGGCAUCUUCCCGAGAGAAUACAGCUGUUCCUAAGAGGUCUGUCUUCCAGAGGGCUUUCUCCACCCCUGCCAAGAUGCCCAAGGAACAUGAAGGAAGCAGUAAACUGAGCCUAAGGAAGUACUUACGAUCCAUGUCCCACCGGAAGAACCAGGAGAGCACUCCCAGAUCUGAAAGAGAAGCAACCAAAGGUGGUGAUUCCUCUGUCCUGCUGGCUCCUGGUAUUACUCGUGAUUCUCACCUUUGGGAUGUGGCCAGUGUUUCUCUGCAAGAUCGGCAGUUGGUGGUUCUGGGCAGAGAAGAGGAGGGUCAGCUCCAGAAUCGGAAACGAACCAGUAGUUCUGUUUCAGAGUCAAGUUCAUUAUACCGACCAGUGAAUCAGAGGGACAUUGAGAUAGCAGCCGAGGGACGAAGCUUGGUAGACUCGCGGACCCCUGAGAAAAGGCCCUUCCAGGAAGCUUCUUCUGGAACCCAGCUCAGCAAUGUGAAGGGCUUGCUGUGGAAACGCAUCAGGGACAGAAAAGGUCGAUUCCAGGCCAAGGCUGAUUCCUCACCAGGGAUUGCUGUGAAUGGUGCCGGAGAUGUGCUGCCUGGACCUACUGUUCUGCUGGACUUGGACAACGAGAAGGACAUCUUGAUCCGCCCGCUUCACAGCAGCCUCCUGGGGGAGCAGUAUUGCUUUGAGGUUCUGAGUGCUGGAGGAAGACGCUGCUUCAAGUGUGCUUCUGCUGCUGAGAGGACCCGUUCAAUGGAGGACUGGCGCCGAGCGGUCCAGCCCAGUAUGGACAACUGUGAACGGACUGAGCGUAUGCUGAGCCUUUGGGUGUAUGAGGCCCGGGACCUGGCUCCUCGGAGGCCCUAUCUCUGCGAGCUGCGGCUGGAUGGAGCUCUGUAUGCCCGCACUACGACUAAAACCGCCAGUCCCACUGGAACCAUCUUCUGGGGAGAGCACUUCGACCUGAAGACUCUGCCCGUAGCUGAGGAGCUGCACGUCUACCUGGUACAGGAGGAAGAGGGGCACAAAGCAGGCAGCCCUGUCGCCAGUGUGGCCAUCCCCUUAAAGGAGCUGGCUGCUGUGCGGCAGCCCUUGGAGAGGUGGUAUCCUCUGGGCAGGGACAGGCCAAACCUGCCCACCCUCCGCCUUCGAGGACGCUACUGCAACAUCCGAGUGCUGCCCAUUGUGCGAUACAAAGAGUUUGCGGAGUAUCUCACUUUCCAUUACCAGGAGCUGUGUGCUGGGCUGGAGCACAGCCUCAGCGCUAGAGACAAGGAGGAGCUGACCAGCGUCUUGGUGCGCGUCUUGCAAAGCACAGGCAAAGCCAAGGACUUUCUGAUUGAUUUGGGAUUGGCAGAGCUGGACCGUUUUGAUGAACGAGAAGCCUUGCUUUUCCGUGAGAACACACUUGCUACCAAGGCCAUUGAUGAGUACAUGAAGCUGGUGGGAGGCCCAUACCUUUUGGGCACACUAGGUGACAUUGUUGCCCGGCCAUUCUCUCUGGAGGACAAGUGUGAAGUGGACCCCAGCAAAUGUGCACCAUUUGAUCUUUCGGAUAACCGCAGCAACCUACAGCAUCUCUGUGAUGAGGUCUUCCGGAAGAUUGCUGAGUCUCUCCAUGCCUUUCCUGCCGAGCUGAGCGAGGUCUUCACCGCCUGGCAAGAGGCAUGCCAGCUGCGGGGCAAACCUGGGAUUGGCCAGCGACUCAUUUCCGCUUCCCUCUUCUUACGCUUCCUCUGCCCAGCCAUCAUGUCCCCCAGCCUCUUCGGACUCACUCAGGCAUACCCGAACGAUGCCACCUCUCGCACCCUCACCCUGGUAGCCAAAGUUAUCCAGAAUUUGGCCAACUUUACCACAUUUGGGGAGAAAGAAGCCUAUAUGAGUUUCAUGAAUGAGUUUCUGGAGCAGAACUGGGGCUCUAUGAAGUCUUUCCUCAGCAGUGUAUCAAGUCCUGGCAGUGCUAUCCACAUGGUUGCCUUUGAUGACUCCAUUGACUUAGCCCUAGAGCUGUCCAUCCUGCACUCACUGCUCUGCAACAUCUUCUCCUCUCUAGAACCGCGAACACAGGAGAGCUUGGAGCCUCUGCCCACCAUCCUUCAUGCCAUACAAGAGGGAACACCAGUACCUGUCUCUGUUCGACUUGGACCAAACACAGUGGCAAGCCAUUCCAGACAGGCAGAAAACCAGAAGCCAGGAUUUGUGCCACCACGGGAGCUGGACAAGCACAGCCCUUUGAUCAAGAGCCAGUCCAUGACCAGCAUCCAGAAGGGCCAAAGGAAGGAAGAGCCACUGGCCCCUGUUCAACCACCCAAAACCCGGAGCAAAGUGCAGCGCACACAAAGUGUGCCAACCCAGACCAAGGGCGGCCGGCGUCUCCAAAAGCAGAACAGCAUGGAGCACAUGGCUGACAGCAGCCCUGAGUCUAGUGCUUCUGGCGCACAACACAGCAAGGCCAUGCAGGGUUACUCAAAGCUCCGUCCAUCUGCAUCACUUCCUAGGAAACCUACUGUGCCCUGGCUACGGCACUCAGAGGAGGCAGCUGCAACUCAGAAUGGCCUGUAUGCUCUGCAUCCACUGGAAGAGUAUGGGAGGCAGAUGGAACAGCUGCAGGCUGCGGUGACUACAGCCAAGGAGAAGCAGAAGCUAUUUCAGGAACAGCUGGAAAAUGUGGCUGCUCAGAAUCAAGUGCUUCUGGAAGAAAAAACAAAGUUUCAGGAACGGGAAGAGAUUCUCUGUAAGAGGCUGGAGGAAACCGAGAGCUGUCUUGUUCAACUUAUCAGUAGAGUAUCGGGUCUAGAGGCCAGCUUGAAGAAAGAUUAUGGGAAACUUCUAGCCAGCGAGGAGACGACCAAACAACUGGAACACCGUCUGUCUGGAAUGGAGAGGGACCACGACCAGCUUCUCCGUGCUGUAAGCCAGAUGCUGGGCCAUCAAGGGAAGACGUCCAAUUCACUUCAGCGACCACUUUCAGGGCCGGUGUGGGUGAACAGAACUGAGAAUGGGGAUGAGACCUAGAUCAACUUCCUGAGGAUCUUGACAUGCAAAGCUGCAUCUCCCCUGGUGCCUUUGUAAAGAUCAGCUAAGAACUUAUUUUACCUUGCAGGGGACAAGGCUCCCCUUCAAGCCCUAUAAGAGUAACUCUGAUCGGUGCAGUGUAUUGUGAUGGAGCUCUUGAAAGGGUUCUGUUCUUCUAGCCUCUGUGCCUCUCACCUUCUGCUUAGCUUCCAAUUCAGAAUGGCUAUUGCUUCUAGCACAUCCCUGCUUGAGAGUUUGCACUUUUCUUUUGCAUAGUGGCUCUGCUGCUUUGACGCGCAAGAACUACUAUACAUUCUUCUUUGAUGAAAUCUACAUUUAUUCUUUCUUUUCCUCCUCAACAUUUUCUUCUUGGAAAUGAACCUCAAAACACAGAUAUUAAUGUCAGGGGCACCUCAGUGUGCUCUCCAUGUGAGGGACAGUGGUUUGAUUUGAGGAGCACACUGGAGUGGUGGGUGAAGGAGAUGACUCCCUGGCCCUGCCAACAAUUCAUCUUCCAUUCCUGCACAUUGCUGUUUCUUGCUGAGAUAUAGUCACUUGCUGUACUACGAGCCUGGCUGAGGAAGUUCCUUGGGUGACAGAUGCUGGGGGAAUCAGACCCGUGCUCUUUAGCUCAGAUCCAUCUUCUACCUUUAAGCCCUAUGAGGAGCGGCUUAAAGAGCUGGGUAUGUUUAGCCUGCAGAAGAGAAGGUUGAGAGGGAACAUGAUAGCCAUGAAUAAAUAUGUCAUAGGAAGUCAUAGGGAGGAGGGAGCAAGCUUGUUUUCUGCUGCCCUGCAGACUAGGAUGCGGAAUAACGGCUUCAAACUACAGGAAAGGAGAUUCCACCUGAACAUUAGGAAGAACUUCCUCAUUGUAAGAGCUGUUGGGCAGUGGAACUCUCUGUCCCGGACUGUGGUGGAGGCUCCUUCUUUGGAGGUUUUUAAGCAGAAGCUGGAUGGCCAUCUAUCGGGGGUGCUUUGAAUGUGAUUUCCUGCUUCUUAGCGGGGGGGGGGGGGGGGUUGGACUAGAUUGCCCAUGAGAUCUCUUUCAACUCUACUAUUCUAUGAUUCUUUUGUAUAUUUUUGCAUUCUGUGAUCAAGGCUGCUUCCUAACUAUUUUGGAUUUCUCCUACCAUGAAGGAUAAUGGAGCUAUAGCUUGGAAAAGUUACAUUUUGGACUACUGCUGUCAGAACUGCCAGCUUGUAUGACCAGUGGGAACUCUGGUAGUAUAGCUUUUUAAAAAGGACUCUUCAAAGCCUUCCAUGUAACUCAGCACCCACCCCAUUCAUCAUCGUCCACUCAUUCCCUAUGUUCCAUGGAAUGGUAUCAUAUUUUUGUUUAUUGGCUCUAAUUGUUUCUUUAUUUCCACUAUGGAAUGGCAGCUGAUGUCUCAGAGACUGGUAUUGGGCCAGGGACCAAAACUUUGACUGCUUUUUAGACCAAAGACUGCAGUCUCCCUUUUUCUUUUUUUUUUGUGUCAGGAGCAACCUGCGUUGCUUCUGGAGUGAGAGAAUUGGUUGUCUGCAAGGACGUUGCCCAGGGGACGGGGUUGUUUUGACAUUUUACCAUCCUUAUGGGAGGAUGUUUUGACGUUUUACCAUCCUUAUGGGAGGCUUCUCUCAUGUCCCCGCAUGGAGCUGGAGCCGAUAGAGGGAACUCAUCUGUGCUCUCCCCGGGUGGGAUUCGAACCUGGCAGCCUUCAGGUCAGCAACCCAACCUUCAAGUCACAAGGCUUUUAUCCCCUAGGCCACUGGAGGCUCCCAACUGAAUCCUGUAUAGCCAACACCUCUUGGCCUUUCUAGUGUGGUUCAAUUGAAACUCCUAUCAUUCUUUACCACUAGGCAUUCUGACUAGGAUGGAUGAGAGUUGCAGUAUAAAAGCAUUUGGCAGGCCACACGUUGCAUAUACCUGUUCUGGAAAGUAUGCAUAGGAAGGAUUUGUGUCUUCGGUCAAGUUUUUCUGGUGUCAGUUCAUCACCUCCUGCAUGUUUUCUGGCCACCAGCACUACUGAAAAUAGUUCUUUCAAUUGAUUGGCCCACAAACUGAGAUGCCCUAUGGAUUUCCUAUGUUAAACCAUGUUGCCUGAACCAACCUUUGCCUUUUAGUUACUCAUUUUCUCAAUAGCCAUAGCAAUUCCACCAAUGCUAGUGUGUUGGUUUUAAAUGUCACAUUUUAGUACUACCGAUGUAUUUUAGCAGAAUUGGAAAUUAAGAUUAAAAACUAAAAAAUGA
Messenger RNA from Anolis carolinensis (green anole), 5820 nucleotides. It is a transcript of the gene rasal3, whose product is annotated as RAS protein activator like 3. Gene Ontology annotation, biological process: regulation of GTPase activity. Lineage: Eukaryota; Metazoa; Chordata; Lepidosauria; Squamata; Anolidae. The coding region runs from base 358 to 3591 and encodes 1077 amino acids. The record is from RefSeq and is a predicted model, not a curated record. The transcript is spliced from 19 exons.